GGUGCCGCGUCCGGAGGGUCCCCAGGAUGGUGCACGGGGGGCUGCAGGUGCUGGGGCUGGCGCUGGCGGGUGCCGGCUGGGCGGCGCUGGUGGCGGCGACGGCGCUGCCGCAGUGGGAGGUGUCGUCGUUCGCGGGGGACACGCUGAUCACCGCCCUCGUCACCUGGAAGGGGCUCUGGAUGAGCUGCGUGAGCCAGAGCACGGGGCAGCUGCAGUGCAAGAGCUACGACUCCGUCCUCGCCCUGCCAGGUCACCUGCAGGCCACGCGGGCUCUCCUGGUGAUCUCGGGGGUCCUGGGCCCGCUGGCCCUGGGCGUGGCCGUGGGGGGCAUGAAAUGCACCCGCUGUGGGAGUGAAGACCCCCGGACCAAGGCCAAGGUGGCGGCAGCUGGGGGGUCCCUGUUCAUCGUGGCCGGGCUGUUGGGACUCGUCGCCUGUUCCUGGUACGGCCACAGGAUCGUCACCAACUUCUACGACCCCACAGUGCCUGUCAACUACAAGUUCGAGUUCGGGACGGCGCUGUUCGUGGGCUGGGGGGGGGCCGCGCUGACCCUGCUCGGGGGGUCCCUGCUGGCCUCGUCCUGCUCCCGCUGCGGGGGGGGCGGCACCACCCGCGCGUACCCCAAGGCCAGGAAGACCCCCGGGGCCAGAUCCCCCCCCAGCAGCGCCCGCGAGUACGUCUGAGGGAACCCCCAGACCCAUUUCGGGACCGCCCCCCUCAGUGCCAUUUGGGGGUCCCGUCGAGCCCCCAGACCCAUUUUGGAACCCCUGACCCACUUUGGGAACUCCCAGAGCCAUUUAAGGACUCCCCCAGACCCAUUUUUGGGACCCCCCCAACUCAGGGAUGUUCCCCCCCCACUCUUGGGGUCCCUCCCCCCCUCAGUGCCUGGACCCCCCUUCCCCAACUGGGGGGGGGGUCCCCGCGGGUUUUUCUCCGAUGAUUUUGUACAAAAUAAAACGAUUUUUUU
Myiozetetes cayanensis is the source of this 967-nucleotide messenger RNA. RefSeq names its product claudin-7-like. The transcript is spliced from 5 exons. Gene Ontology annotation, molecular function: structural molecule activity. The coding region runs from base 27 to 683 and encodes 218 amino acids. Gene Ontology annotation, cellular component: bicellular tight junction; plasma membrane. Gene Ontology annotation, biological process: bicellular tight junction assembly; cell adhesion. Lineage: Eukaryota; Metazoa; Chordata; Aves; Passeriformes; Tyrannidae. The record is from RefSeq and is a predicted model, not a curated record.